CUCUGACACUUAGAUGUAACCUUGUACACUUAACUAAAUUGAUUCCAUACGGAUAUGUAAGACGUCUUAAAAUGUCAGAUAAUCGAGUAGAAAAAUGGAUGACAGAAAUACGUGUUAUCGAUGGAGGUCUUGAAACUGAACUGCAAAGAAGAGCAAAUUUGAAAAUUGAAGGGCAUAACAUAGAAGCUUGUUGCCUUCUGAAGAAUGACCCUAAUUUAGUAUGUGAAGUGCAUAAAAGCUUCCUUCAAGCGGGAUGUGAUGUCAUUUCAACAAAUACAUUCUGUGCUUCACCAGAAACAUUAACUGGAGCCCUAAAUAUCACAUAUGCAGAAGCUGUUGAACUAAUGAGACAUUCUGUAAGACUCGUACAACGUGCUAUAUCUGCUGAAAACUGUUUAAAAAGGCAAAAUCGAAAGUUGUCCAUACUUAUAGCUGGGUCGUUAGGUCCAUAUGACGCAUGCAUCGCAAACAAAAAAUCUUCUAAAAACACGAAAAACAAUGACAAAACAUUCGAGGAAUUAGUGGAAUUUCACUAUAAACGUGCAGAGAUUUUAAUUGCUAGUGGUGCAGAUUUUCUGGCGUGGAAUAAAAUCUCGUCGUUGACGGAAGUUUCAGCUAUUAGUGAAGUGAUGCACAGAUUGCCACCAUCGGCUUCAUGUUGGAUCACUAUUGAUUCCCCCGACGGACAAACAUCAACUGCUGGCCUACCAUUAAGUCAAUUCGCUUUAGAAGUAGAAAAAUGCGAAAAAAUAUUUGGUGUUGGUGUAUGCUGCAAUGUCCCUCAUAAUUUAAUCGGACAAGCAUUGGCUAACCUCUACAGUAUAUAUGAUCCAUGUGAAUCGGGAAAUGAAGAAGGCUAUCAUCCACCACCAUGCACUAUCAGAGGACGUCAUUCUGAGGAAUCGAUUAUAAAUGGUUGUGAGAAGAAAAUCUUAAUACUCAUAGCAAAUGAUGGACAGAUUUGGAUCCCACCAUCAGGCAAGCAUUUAAGAAAAGGUCAGCUGUUGACCUCGACGGUGGCCCUGGGUGCCAGAAGAUGGGUAAAUAACAUGUUGCAGUGGUCUAAAACACGAGAAACAAGAAACCUAGGUGGAACGUAUCCCAACGAGAAAGAAGUGUGUAAAUAUACAUUGCCUUUAGCUCAAUGGGUAGGUGGAUGUUGUCGUGUAGAACCUGAUUACAUAAAAAGGUUAGCAGAGAAAAUGAAGCCUGAUGAAUAUGCUACUAUUCUAUCAUCAAAAGACACGUUAUAUCCGUAUUUGACAGAACUAAGUGGGCUCGCGAAAACAUCAUUCAAGAACGAAAAUAAAAGAGGGCAAAUUCAGUGCAACAAGAAAACAGUGAAGAAAACCAAGAGAUAGGUGUCAUUCCACAAAAUUUGUGUUGUCAUCUGGUUUGAAUAUACUGCAACUAUUCAUUCCUUUGAAUACUAAGCAAGUUGAAUGAUAUCAAUUGACCCCUAGCACAGACCAGCUGCACUUUGAGUAUACAUUUUAACACUCACUAAUUGACCGUUUCUUUUGUGUUAUUCCAUUAAAAAAGCGUUAAGCAAACAUUAGUGAUACUAUCCUGUGAUUCAAGCUAAAUAAUAAAUAAAGAGAAGGAUUUGGCCCA
This is a messenger RNA of Heterobilharzia americana, 1614 nucleotides long. The record is from the annotation of a GenBank genome assembly. NCBI's taxonomy places the organism in Eukaryota, Metazoa, Platyhelminthes, Trematoda, Strigeidida, Schistosomatidae.